Molecule: messenger RNA, 20754 nt
Organism: Drosophila ananassae
Lineage: Eukaryota; Metazoa; Arthropoda; Insecta; Diptera; Drosophilidae
Gene: kis
Product: chromodomain-helicase-DNA-binding protein 7
Exons: 19
Coding region: 2174-19003 (5609 amino acids)
Biological process (GO): regulation of gene expression; chromatin remodeling
Cellular component (GO): chromatin; nucleus
Molecular function (GO): chromatin binding; ATP-dependent chromatin remodeler activity; histone binding
Source: RefSeq, a predicted model, not a curated record
GUAAUUAAUUAAUUGGAACAUCAAAGAACACCCUACAAAAAAAAAAAAAAAAAUCAAAUGCGAUGCGAAAGUGUGAGCCGAAGUUUUUUUGCCUGCCUGCGCCCCCUUCCUCCCAUCCAACUAAUAUAAUUAAAAAUGGACCGCCUGUGUGUGUGAGAGUGCGUGUGUUAGUGUGUGUGUCUGUGUUUGCGAUGCUCGUUUGUUUGAUUGUAAUCAUCGCCUUGAUUAUUGCUUGCUCUUUUUUACGUUUUUUUUUAUUUUGUCUUCACCUCUGCUCGCCAUUUUCUUUCUCCCACCAAAAAGUGGGGAAAAAAUUAGUGUUUCCCUUCGAUUAAUUUCUUCAUUUUUUUCGCGUAUCGCGCUUUGAAUAAAUUUUGUGUAUGUAUUGGUGUGCCGAUGCAGUGUUGCCAACAUUAUUCGCUUGUUCGGGAGAUGCAGCGCCGCACAUUUUGCACCUGUGCAGGAGAUUGCCUCCUGAAAUCCUCCUACUCCUACUCCUCCUCUGCACCUCCCCCCACUAUUGUCCAUCUGCAAUAAUACAGUUUCUCUGUCGCUGCCGCUGUCGCAGUCGCAAUCGUUUCUCUGCUUCCCAUUUCUCGCUCUAUUCAGAUUUUGUUAUUGUUGCUACUUGGUAGGCGGUGGAGAGAAAUCAAAGACCAAGAGAGAUAUUCACAAAAAAAAAAAAAAAAAAAAAAAAUCAAAUGGCAAUUGCAAUAAAGUGUUAAAUAGGUUGCAUUGUGAUUCAUUUUUUAAAAGGUUUUAUUUUUAAUGCCUUUGUAAGUACGUGUUUAGAACUAAUGGGGAAAAAAGGGAUAUUUCAUCUUAAAAAAUAUUUUAAAAAUCUAAAUCCGAAAUUGUUCUGGUAUAAAUAUAAAAAAAUAAUAUUAAGAACUGCAGUUAAUUAAUUAUUAAUUAUUAUUAAAAUACAGUUUCUCUAUUUUUUUUUAUUUUAUUUAAAAAAAAAAACAAUUCAAACAGAAUCAAACAUGUUCUGUCAAUAUCGAACCCCCCCCAUCCAAUAGUGAUGAGUUGGAGGUGACCAGGUCUGUCACCGUUUACACAUGUAGAUACUAUCAGUGGCGCACCGAUCUCAUUUCCAGAAUCAAGGGGGGUAUUGUUUCUUUUUUUGUAAGUCAAGGAUGCUAUGGGAGGGGUGGGGUGGGGUGGAGUUUGACUUAGGCCACAAAACGGCUUUUCCCCUGCGUACGCCACUGGAUACAUUGCAUAUGCAACGGUAUCCCCAUUUCUUGCUCUUCUUUGAUUGCUUUUUGCUCUGCUUUCUGCUGCUGAGGCCUCUGUCAACUCAUCAGUCGUCUGCCUCCCUCGUCCCCACGCCACCCGAUAGCUGCUUGGACACACGUUUUUCUAGCCGGGCCACUAUACCUCUCCCGCUCUCUCUCUCUCUCUCUUUGCCGCUAAGGGAGAGAGCGUAAAAUUCAUGCGCUUGUCCCUCUGCUCUCGACGCGUCGCGUCGUCUGUGUUGUGUGUGUCUCUUCCUCUUCUACUCGGCGGCUGUAACAAUUUUUUUUUCUCCAUUUCAUCUUAUUCUUUUUUUUUUCCACUUCUGCAAUUACGAUGAAGAAGAAGAAGUAAAGGCAGUGGCAACUUCCAGCAAUAUCUAUCGAUUUCUUUGUUUCUUUUCGGCUGCAAAACUCAACGUGCGAGUAUAUAUCAUGUUUAAUUGUAAUUAUCGUGCGUCAACUGUGAGCGAAUGUGUUUCACUGCGAUUAUGUCAAAGAUCCAUGAAGGCCAUGACGGGACACAAAUGACCUUACCAUAUGAAAGCAACAAGAAGACGUUAAAUUGCACACCAGUUGUAAUUAAGUUUAGUAGUUAGAACCCAUAAUUAACUAAAAAUAUAAUAUAUAAUAUAACCAUAAUUGAUUGGGCAAAAAAAAAAAGAGAGAGACUAAAGCCAAGAGAUCGAUUCCACGACACUUUCCAGAGUCGUUUUGUAAGCAACAACCCCCUUGUCCGCAUCCGGUAUCCGGUUUCCGGCUCAUAUAUCCGGGGCUCUGGUCUACCUUUUUGACAUUUUCUGACAACGGCCACGCGCAGAGAGCAGCAUCAAAAUUAAGCCAAUAGACGUGGAAAUCUAAAACGCAGCGGCGUGUCGCGUCCUUCGACACGGACGUAACGGACAUUUCUGUGUGCGCUGCGUUUCAAAAAUCUGAUGGAUGGAAAUGCACAAAAUAUGUUUCACGGAAAUCACCAAGGAGAUCCCUAUUACCGUUACGAUGCAGCGGCAGCCGCAGCAGCAGCAGCGGCGGCUAAUCCACGGGCCAUGGGUCCGCCCGGUGGCUACCCGCCCCGUCACCGCGCCCCCCACCCGCUACAGCAACAGCCCCAAUACCCAUCGUACCAGCCAACGGCGGAGAAUCUGUACGGGCUGGGGGCCGCCGAUCAUCAGGCAGCCAUGGGACUCGGUGUUGGAGUCGGUGUCGGUGUCGGCGUCGGUGUUGGCGGAAUGGGUGAUCUAAGCGGUUGGGGUGCAGCACCAACCGGUGUACCUGGACAGGCGGCGGCGUAUCCGGGCGCUGGUCUAGGGGCCUAUGGUCAUCCGCAGGCAGCUCCACCGGCGCAGCAGCAGCGCCAGAGCAACGCCAGCGCCUAUCGGCAACACAUGCCCGCCUACGGACAACAGGAACAGCAGAAGCUAGCCCCCUAUGGUGCCCAGCAGCAGGGCAUGAUGGCGGGCUACGGAUCACAGCAGCCACCGACGCCACAGCAACAGCAGCAGGUGCAGGCGCAGCAGCAAGCACAGCAAGUGCAGCAGCAGCAGGCGCAGCAAGUGCAACAGCAGCAGCAGAGUCAGCAGCAGGCUCGACUGCCGCAGCAUUAUCCUCAGGCGCCGGGACAGCAUCCACUGUAUCCCGGUGUGGGAGCACCUGCAGUCCAAGCCGGACAACCGCCCACGCCCCAGGGCUAUGCUCACAGUCCCUACGGCAGCCCCAUGCAGCAUCAGCCGGGAAGAGGAGCUCCGCAGCAUGUGGGUUAUGGGCAUUCGGGCCUGGAUCCAAAUCAGGCAUCUGCCUACGGGCAACAUGUUCCAGGGGCAGCUCCGCCCGGCCACCAUCAGCAGCAGCUGGGUGCCCAUCAGCAGCAGCAACUGCAGUCGCAGCAGCAGGCGCAGCAGGUGCAGCAGCAGGCACAACAGCAGCAACAGCAGCCACACGUGUCGCUGAUGCAACAGCAGUUGCCGGGUGCCGGUCUGCCCCCACCGCACAUGGGCAUGCCCCCCAGCUACGGCAGCCACCACCAGCAGCAGCAGCAGCAAGUCCAGCAGCAGCAGCAGCAGGCGCAGCAACAGCAAGUCCAGCAGCAACAGGCACAACAGCAACAGCAGCAGGCUGCUCCGCCCUACAUGUCCAAGCAGGCGGCUGCCCAGUUGAACUCCUCGCCCCAGUACCGUGCCCCCUUCCCCCAGCUUUCGCCACAAAUGUCGCCCCGCCCGCCGACCAUGUCGCCGCAUCCCCAGAUGUCACCGCGACCGGUGGGCGUGUCGCCCGCGAAGCCACCAGCUCCCCAACAAGCGCAGGCCCAGCAACAGGUGGUGCAACAGCCGCAACAGCCCAGCCAGCACAGUAUCCAGGGCAUGGUGGGAUUGCCGUCGCCACGCCCCCAGCCACCGUCCAGCGGUGCUGUGGGAGGGGCAGUGGGUUCUGGGUCGAAGGUUCCACCGCCAGUGGCGGCUCCCGUCAAUACAUUGCAGGCCCUCGAACAAAUGGUGAUGCCCACACAGGCUCACGGUCUACCGCCCAUGGACUACCCCUCGGCGUACAGGAGCGCUGUGGGUCCUAGGAUGCCUGCCUCGCCGCAGCAACAGCAGCAGCAGCAACACCACCAGCAGUGGGGCAGCCAGCACAUGGCCGCCAUGCAGCAGCAGCAGCAGGCGGCGGCGGCCCAACAGCAGCAGCAGCAAGCCCAGCAGCAGGCGGCGGCCCAACAACAACAGCAGCAACAGCAAGCAGCGCCGCAACAGCAGCAGGCAGCCAUGCUGCAGGCACAGCAGCAACAUCACCAGCAACAGAUGAGCAUGUACGGCCAGGCGAUGGGGCAGCAACAGCAACAGCAACCCCAAGCCCCGCAACAGGUUGUGCCACCAGUGGCGGCUCAACAGCAACCUCCGCAACAACAGCAGCAACAGCAACAACAGCAGCAGCAGCAACAACACCAACAGCAGCAACAGCAAUCGCUUAACGAUCAGCUGCAACACUCCAUCAACGACAUUGUCGGGGGAGGCAACAGCUCCGGAUCAACCACCAGCAGCCAGAGCAGUCAGCAGCAGCAGCAGCAACUGCAGCAGAGCCUGCCGAGCAUGCAUCACUUGAUCCAGCCCACUCUGGAGGCUACCCAGCAGACGCAAGCUGCACAGCAACAGCAACAGCAGCAGCAACCGCAGGCGGCGUUGACAUCGCCGCACCACCAGCAACUGCAGCACCAGUCGCCGAUACAUCAGCAGCAGUCGCCCCACCACCAGCAACAACACACCUUGCCCAGCUACAACCAAUCCCAACAGCAGUUCGAUCCAUUUGCGAACAUUCUGGGAGACAAUCAGCCACCGGCAGCGCAACAUGUCAGUUCGCCGGCUCAUGUUAGCUCCCCGAUACCCGCUCAAAUGCAACAGCAACAGAGCCAGCAGCAACAGCAGCAGCAGCAACAAGUGCCGCCGGCUCAGCAACAACAGCAGGCCCAGGUGCCGCAACAGCAGCAGCAGCAGCCGCCACAGCCCACAACACCGUCUCAUCAUCUGAGCAGUAUCCUGAACGAAACGGCCAACUCCAAUGAUUCCUCAACGCUGGCGGUGGCUGCCAACGACAGCAACAACAGCAGCAGCAACAGCAGCACCAACAGCAUCGUCAACAACCAGCCCACUUCGGUGCACGACAGCAACUCCCAGAGCAGCAUCAACAGCAGCAGCAACAACCAGCAACAGCUGCUGAUGGACAACACCAACUCGCACGGUGGGAACUCUGAGAGUGCGCAGCAUGUCGGCGUGGAUGUUGGACUCUUCGACAACAACUCCAUGUCCUCCAACUCGGCAGCUGUGGCGGCGGUCGCUUCCAAUGCCUCUGCUGCUGCAGCCGCUCUGCUGGACAGCAACUCGCAGUCCUCGAAUGCCGAGUUCGAGAAGAAUCAGAGUGAAAGCGAUGGUCUGGGACUGGGGGGAGUCGUGGCCAGCGAGCCAGAGCUGCCGCAGGAUGAGUCGAGUAUCUCCAAGACCCAGGAGACCAGUCUGAGCACGGAACUGCCGGCUGUCCAGGAGGAACAGCUGGAGAAGCCCAGCGACGAUGUGGAGCAGACGCAGAUCAGUCAGCCGCUGGGCGACAUGAAUACCUCCCUUUCCGAAGACGCGAAGAGCGCCGACGAGGUGGGCGAGGAUAAGUCAGGAGCAGUGCCUCCGAUGGAGCCUCCACCGCCACAGCAGCAACAGAUGCCCCCUCACUAUCCCAUGGCUCCGGGCUAUGAUGGUCAGAACCAGGGCCAUAUGCCACCCAUGAUGCCUCCCUAUGGCGGAGCACCGGGCAUGUAUCCACCUUAUCCUAUGCUCCACCAGCAGGAGAUUGCUGCCCUCCAGCAGCAGAUCCAGGAGAUAUACUGCAUGCCGCCGGGACACGAGCACCAGCACCAGGAGAAGCUUAUGCGGCUGCAGGAGCGACUAAAUCUCCUCCAGCAGCACGAGGUCAACGACCAGUGCGCCGGCGGUGGACCGCAGUGUGUGCUGUUCCAGUCGAUGCCGCCCAUGUACGGCAGCAAUCCGCUCCACAACCAGCAGAUGGUGGAGAGUCCCCAGGUCUCGAGCACCACUGGACGGGGACGGGGCAAGGGAGCCAACAAGCCGAGGAAGCCGCGUGCCAAGAAGGGUGAGAAAGUGGCGGCGGUCGGCCAGGACUUGAUGGACAUCAGUAGCAACGUGGUGGUGGGACAAGCCAACGCUACUCAGAGCAUUCCCACCACCCAGCUGCCAGUAUCAGAGGACUGUGUGACCCAAGGAGCCGGCGAUACCAGCGUGGUGGGCAUGCUGGAGUACAGCGAAGGAAUGGGCGAUCUCUCGCAGGACGUCCAUUCCGCCAACGAGCUCGACACCUCCACCGAUGGCAGCGGCAAAAAGAAGAAGCCCCGCAAGCCACGGAUACCCAAGGAUCCGAAUAAGCCGCCGCGCGACAGGACGCCCAAGUCCAAAAAGCCCAAGGACCCUAAUGAUCCCAACUCCACAGACUCGCCAGCUCCAACCUCCAAGAAGCGAGCCAGUACCAGCAAGAAGAGCAAGAAACAGUACGGAGACGAUGGCGCCGAGCAAACUGGCGAGGGCAGCGAAGUGGAGGACAACAAGCCACUGGUGCCCAAGGCAGAGUCCGCCGAUGGAGAGGCCGAGACCACUUCCGCGGUGGUUGGCGUGGACGGAGAGUCGCCGGACUAUGACGACAUACCGGUCUCGAAGAUUCCACGAAGUGCCAAUGAGGAGGAGAAGGAGCCCGAGGCGGGCGAUGAAACGGUGGACUCUGUGCCAGACUCUGCCGGAGAUGCAGCUUCGACGCCGAGUCGCAGGGACCGAAAGAGGUCCACCGCCAGGAGUCGUCGCAAUGCCAACUCGGAGGAGGGUGGCAGUGCGCGCCGGAAUCGCGGAUCGCUUUCCGCGAAGGCGCUGAAGAAGCGCAGGAAUCGCGGCCGCAUCGUCCCCGAAUCCGAUGGCGAGGACGACACUUUGGACAGAACACCUCCGCCAUCGCCGCCACCAGACUCCGAGCUGGAUUCGAACAAGAGGCGGUCGUCCAGGAACACGCAGCGCAAGAAGUACAUCGACGACGUGAUGCUACGGUUCUCGGACGACGAGAACUCUCUGUUGGUGGCCUCUCCGGUCAAGAAGGAGAAGAAGUCUUCGGCCAAUACUGCCAACUCUAAUGCUGGCAGUGAUGCGGAGAAAACCGAGCCACAAUCUGGAGCCGAGGGAGAAGCUGGUGGCCAGGAGGCUGGCGAAGAUAAGUCCAAUAUUGCCAUGGACGAGAGUAGCCAGUUGGAGGCCAGUUCCAGCACAUCGGCAGCUGCUGCAGCGGCGGCUGAGAAGGAGCGCCAGAGCUCCACCGAUGCCGCCAACGCAGCCAUGUCCUCCAAGCCCAACUACGUGUACAUCAACACUGGCGACGAGGACAGCAUGGUGGUGCAGUACGUCCUCGCCGUGCGGAUGGGAAAACGCGAACUGAUCCCGGAGAAACCAAAGGAAAAGACUCCAGAGCCCAAGGAGGAAAAGGAGGAGGAGAAACCAGAGGAGCCGGAAAAGUCUGACGAUGGCGAGGAGAAGCCGAAGGCCGAAGGCGAAGACGGAGAAGCCCCGGAAGGGGAAUCCAAGCCCGAGGAGAGCAAAUUGGAAACAGAAUCCUCCGGAAUGGAGGUCGACAAAGAGGAAACGCCAGCGGAGAACGAGAAGUCGGAAGAGGACGACACCUCCUCGCCAAAGAAGGAGGAGGAGAUGGAGGUGGAUGAGCCGGCUGAGAAGGAAGCCAAGCCGGAGGAGCAAGCUGAAGACGACAAGACUGAAGCGAAAUCAGAGACCAAUGAAGAGGAGAAAUCUUCCGACGUAGAAACUGCUGAGGAGGCCAAGGAAACGGAGUCUCCUGAGGAGAAAAUGGAGGUGGACGAAACCCCGGGCUCUCCCAAACCAAAAGAGGAAUCUAACAGCGAAGAAAAGUCUUCCGAAGAAACCGAAGAGGAGAAGAAAGAUGAAGAAUCCGCCGAAAAGGAAGAGGAGAAGGAAGAAUCCAAAGAGGGCGACGAAACAGAGAAGAAGGAGGAGGCCGAGAAGGAGAACAAACCCGAGCCCGUCUACAUCGAUGUGGAGGAGUACUUCGUCAAGUAUCGCAACUUCAGCUACCUCCACUGCGAGUGGCGGACGGAGGAGGAGCUCCUCAAGGGCGACCGUCGGGUGGCUGCCAAGAUACGUCGCUUCCAGCAGAAGCAGUCCCAGCAGCUGAACAUCUUUGAGAACAUCGAGGAGGAGCCCUUCAAUCCCGACUUCACUGAGGUAGACCGUGUCCUGGACAUGUCGGUGCACACGGACGAGAACAGUGGCGAGACCACCAAGCAUUACCUGGUCAAGUGGAAGUCCCUGCCCUACGAGGACUGCACCUGGGAGUUGGAGGAGGACGUCGACAACGACAAGAUCGAGCAGUAUCUCCGCUUCAACAAGAUUCCCAUGCGCUGCGAGUGGAAGAGCAAGAAGCGUCCGCAUCCCGAGCAAUGGAAGAAGCUGGAGAAGACUCCAGUCUACAAGGCUGGCAACAGUCUGCGACCCUACCAGCUGGAGGGUCUCAACUGGCUGAAGUUCUCCUGGUACAACACGCACAACUGCAUCCUGGCCGAUGAAAUGGGUCUCGGCAAGACCAUCCAGAGUCUGACGUUCGUCCACUCGGUGUAUGAGUACGGAAUCCGAGGACCCUUCCUGGUAAUAGCUCCCCUGUCCACCAUUCCCAACUGGCAGCGCGAGUUCGAGGGCUGGACCGACAUGAACGUGGUGGUGUACCACGGCUCGGUGACCAGCAAACAGAUGAUCCAGGACUACGAGUUCUACUACAAGACAGAGACCGGCAAGGUCCUCAAGGAGCCCAUCAAGUUCAAUGUCCUGAUCACCACUUUCGAAAUGAUUGUGACGGACUACAUGGACCUGAAGGCCUUUAACUGGCGCCUCUGUGUGAUUGACGAGGCGCAUCGCCUCAAGAACCGGAACUGCAAACUGCUCGAGGGCCUCAGGCAGUUGAAUUUGGAGCACCGAGUCCUUCUGUCGGGCACUCCCCUGCAGAACAACAUCAGCGAGCUGUUCUCGCUGCUGAAUUUCCUGGAGCCCUCGCAGUUCUCCUCCCAGGAGGAGUUCAUGUCCGAGUUUGGAAGUCUCCGCACCGAGGAGGAGGUCAACAAGCUCCAGGCACUCCUCAAGCCAAUGAUGCUGCGUCGUCUGAAGGACGAUGUGGAGAAGAGUCUGGCGCCCAAGGAGGAGACCAUCAUCGAAGUGGAGCUGACGAACAUUCAGAAGAAGUACUACCGUGGUAUCCUGGAGCAGAACUUCAGUUUCCUAAAGAAGGGAACCACCUCCGCCAAUAUCCCCAACCUGAUGAACACCAUGAUGGAGCUGAGGAAGUGCUGCAUCCAUCCCUAUCUCCUCAACGGAGCCGAGGAGCAGAUCCAGUACGACUUCAAGGCGCAGCACGGCGAGGAUCCGGAGUCCUACUACAAGAACCUGAUUCUCUCGGCGGGAAAAAUGGUUCUGAUUGACAAGUUGCUGCCCAAGCUGAAGGCGAACGGACACCGGGUGCUGAUCUUCAGUCAGAUGGUCAGGUGCCUGGACAUCCUGGAGGACUAUCUGGUGUACAGGAAGUAUCCCUUCGAGCGGAUCGAUGGUCGCAUUCGCGGCAACUUGCGACAGGAGGCCAUUGAUCGCUACUCCAAGCCCGGAUCAGACCGAUUUGUGUUCCUGCUCUGCACGAAGGCAGGAGGAUUGGGCAUCAACCUGACGGCCGCCGACACGGUCAUCAUCUACGACUCCGACUGGAAUCCCCAGAACGAUCUGCAGGCCCAGGCCAGAUGCCAUCGUAUUGGUCAGCGGAAAAUGGUCAAGAUCUACCGACUGCUCUGCAGGAACACCUACGAACGCGAGAUGUUCGACAAGGCAUCCAUGAAGCUCGGACUCGACAAGGCCGUCCUCCAGUCCAUGAACACGCAGGGCUCCAAGGACGGCAACAACAAGCAGCUGUCCAAGAAGGAGAUCGAGGAUCUGCUCAAGAAGGGCGCCUACGGAGCCGUCAUGGAUGACGACAACGCCGGCGACAAGUUCUGCGAGGAGGACAUCGAUUCCAUCCUCAAGCGGCGCACUCAGGUCAUCACCAUGGAGUCGGAGAAGGGCUCCACCUUCUCGAAGGCCUCAUUCGCCGCCUCCGGCAACCGUUCGGACAUCACCAUUGACGAUCCCGAUUUCUGGACCAAGUGGGCCAAGAAGGUGGACAUCGAUCCGGAUGCUUGCGAGCGGGAUGAGACCGAGGACCUGGUCCUAUCCGAGCCCAGAAGGCGCACCCAGAUCAAGCGCUACGGCCACGAGGACGUCAUGGAGAUCAACUCGGAGGACUCGUCGAAUGAAAACAGCGACGAAGAGGGAGGAAUUGGUCUCCGUUCCCGUCGCCGCAAGGAGAAGCGAGAUCGGAAUCGCGAAAAGAAGGGCCAUGAUGAGUACAUUCCACGAGAACGCGACGCCCUGGCCGCUCUGGGACUGGAGGAGAUCCAGUAUGGCAACUGGGCCAAGUCCGAGUGCUUCAAGGUGGAGAAGGGACUGCUGUCCUUCGGAUGGGGACGUUGGUCGGAGCUCCUGGAGCUGGGACAGUUUAAGCGUGGCUGGCGGGACAUCGACAUCGAGGACUGUGCCCGCAUUAUCCUACUGUACUGCCUGCAAGUGUACAAGGGCGACGAGAAGAUCAAGACGUUCAUCUGGGACCUGAUCACGCCAACCGAGGAUGGGGAGGUGCAGAAGAUCAGCAGGGAUCAUAGUGGCCUCCACAACUUGGUGCCACGAGGUAGGAACUCCAAAGGACGUAAUGGUGGCAAGUCAAACAAGGAUUCGACUGGCCCGGGAACAGCUUCCGGCAGCAAUAGUGGCAACACCACACCCGCCCACAAGUCCAGCGCCUUGGAUGGCUCCGACAAGGAUGGGGGAAUCAGUGCCAGUGCCGUGGCAGCGGCCGUCAGCAACCCGACGAGCAUCCACGAUCCCAAUCACUGGAGCAAGAAGGAGAAGUACGACGCGGACGCGUACCUGGAGGGCGCCUACAAGAAGCACUUGGGCAGACACGCGAAUAAAGUUCUGCUGCGGGUGAGGAUGCUUUAUUAUAUCCAGCACGAGGUCAUUGGGGAUCUGGUCCAGCAGAUCAAGGACAACACGCCCAUCAGCGAGCUCCCCAUUCGCCCGCCGCCAACGCCAGAUCAAGUGCCAUCCUCAUGGUGGAAUCCCAUUUGUUGUGAUAAGAGUCUGUUGGUCGGAACCUACAAGCACGGCUGCGAAAUGUAUCGUCAGAUGCGCGCCGAUCCCAAUCUGUGCUUUGUAACCCAUGUGGGCGCCGGUGCCGGUGACGAUUUGGCCGUCACGAAUUUGCCGAUAAACGAAGACGAUGCAAAUUCAAAGCACGAUGAUGGCGAUGAGGUGGACGAUGACGGCACCACCACCACCAAAGACUCGGACUCCACUAAACUGACUGGGGGCGACAACAAGGACUCGCUCCUCGACCCGGAGCGCCCCAGUUCGUCGGGUAAGAGUUCUCACAGCGAUAGUGCUACAGGGACAAGCGACAAGAGUCAAGCGAAAGCCAACGGAUCCAACAACGAGCUGGAAUCCGCAGCCGCAUCCGCAUCCGAAUCCUCAUCCAAAUCCAAAGCCAAUCCAUCGCCGGGCAAUGGCAGUGAUGUUGAUGCUACCCAGCAGGACGCAUCAUCAGAGAAGGCAACCGAAUCGGCAGAUACAUCAGAUCCAGAUACUGAUAACCAUAAAAAUGAUGCAACAGUCUCUGCCUCUGGCUCCUCCGGUGAUCCGGCCGACUCCUCUUCCAGUUCGCAAGAGGUCGGUGGCCAGGCGGAGGCGGAGGUCAAGACUGUUGCCUCCAAUGAAUCGGACAACGACGAAUCGGAACAAAAUCAAAAAUCAAAAGAAAUAGAAAAAGAAAGCAAAAAGGAUGAUCCUAAAGAGCCAACUGCUGGUGCUGCUCCUGCUGGGGAAGCUGGAAAAGAUGAUGCUGCCAUUGCUCGAGCCGAGGGCGAUAAUGCGGAAUCAUGCACUAACAAUGCCACCACAAACAUCACUACUACUACCACUACCAUUACCAAUACCACCACCACCACCACUACCAAUACCACCACUACUACCACCACCAAUAAUCCAUCAUCCAAAGCGGCUAAUUCUAAAGGCCAAAACAACUCGACCGACAAUGCUAACUCCAACUCAAAUUUAGGCUUGGACGAGGAGGAGAGCGUCGCCGGCAGCUAUCCGCCCACAGUGGCGGCCGUCGAGGAUGCCACCACCAUGUGGCCAUCGAUGCAGGACCUCAAUACGCGACUCCGCCGGGUGAUCACCGCCUACCAAAGGAACUACAAGAAGGAGGAGCUCAAACAGCAGCAGAAGGCCAAGCUCCAGGCCCUGGUAUCAUCAACGCCACCGCUCUCAGUGCCCACCACACCCACUUUGCAGUCGAUGCAGAUGCAGUUGCAGAGCGGGACAUCCGGUGCUGGGUCAUCAGGCUCCGCCGCCGGCCAACUAGAUCCCAGCGGCCGAAGUCUCCAAGCGCUGAUGCAAUCCCAGGGUGCUAGUACUUCUGCCGCCGCUGCUGCUGCUGCUGCGGCGGCAGCUGCCGGCGGAUCAGCCGGACAGAGCCAGCAGGGUGUAGGUGGAGCGGGUGGAUCUGUUUCUGUGACCGGAUCGGGAAUGCCGGCCAUGCCCUCGGCCGCCGACAUCAGCCUGAUGCUCAGCAUUCUCAACACCACCGACGUCAAUCAGCUGGCCCAGUUGGACAUCAACAAGCUGGCCAUGUACCUGGUCAGCAUGAACAAUAAAAUGGAGCGGCAGGGGAAGAUGGAGCUGGCCGCCAAGGAGCGUGAAUCGCAACGCCUGCAGCUCAUCCCCAAGAAGUGGAACCGACGCGAGGAAUACGAAUUCCUGCGAGUCCUCACCGGCUACGGCGUCGACCUUCACCUCUCCACGCCCAUGGGCGGCAACAAUGCCAGCACCCUCACUCCCGACUGGACCAAGUUCAAGCAGAUGGCCCAUCUGGAGCGGAAGAGCGACGAAACCCUAACAGACUACUACAAGGUGUUUGUCACCAUGUGCAAGCGCCAAGCGGGCCUGAAACUGGCCGAAUCCGAGCGUGGACUGGAGGGCAUUAUCGAGGAGAUCGAGAAGGAGCACGCCAAGCUGAUACUGGAUCGGUUGGAGCUCCUGUCAAAGCUUCGGGAAGUGGCCCGCAACCCCCAGCUGGAGGACCGGCUGAAGCUCUGCACCAUGAACGCCGACACACCGGACUGGUGGGAGCCGGGUCGUCACGACAAGGAACUGAUAACGGCUGUACUUAAGCACGGUCUCUACCGCUCCGAGACCUUCAUCUUCAACGAUCCCAACUUCAGUUUCGGGGAGUCGGAGAAGCGAUUCAUCCGCGAACUGGAGGCCCAGAUCCAGCGCACCAUCAAACUCGAGGCUUUUAACGCCGAGAAGGCCGAGAAACUGGCGGCAGCCGAGAAGGCAGCCGCCGCUGAGAAGGCCGCCGCAGAUAAGGCCGUCAAGAACGAGGUGAUAGACUUGGACGAUGAACUGAUGACCGACGAAAGUGUCAUCAAGAAGGAGGGCACGCCCGUCAAGGAGGAAAUCAAGGCGGAGGAGACUGCCGACAAGAAGGAAGCUGCCAGUCCAGAACCCAAUACGUCCGAGGAGGAGGAACCCGCCAAGGUUGAGUCCGAAACGGAAGUCAAGGACGAUGCUGUGAAGGCGGAAGAUUCCGAAAAGGAAACUGAACCGGAAGCCAAGGCUGGAGAGAAGGAGAAGUCCCCAGCAGAGGCUGACAAAGAUGCUUCCGAGACUGAAGAGUCCAAGGCUAGUGAAGAGAAGAUGGAGGUCGAGGAGGCGUCCAUCCCAGCCGAGAAUGGCCAGGAGAAGGCUGAAAUUACCGCUGAAUCCUCUCCUGAAAAGACCCCCGAAUCGGAGGAGAAGAAGUCCCCUGAAGACAAGGACAAGUCGGUUGAGGUUGAGGAAGAAUCUGCCAAAAUGGAAGUGGAGGAAGCGCCCAAAGCAGAUUCGGAGGAUAAAUCUCCCGAGAAAGCAGAGUCCGACGCCAAGGAGUCUGAGGAGAAGACACUUCCAAAGCCCGAGGAGGAAAAGCCAGAAGAGUCCAAGGAGGAAUCCAAGGAGAAGUCCGAGGACAGCGACAAGGAGGAGAAGAAGCCAUCUGCUGAAGCUCCUGAAACCCCCGAGAAAGCUUCGCCUGCCACUGAAACCGAAGCGGCUGCUACGGCUGCCAAGAAGCCAGCUGGCGAUCAAGAGAUCCUCGACCUUGUGGCCGGUCCCACAGAUCCCGAUGACGACGAGGUCAUGAAGGAGAAGGAGAAGGCCGUCGAGGAGGAGUGCAAGAAGCAGGCGGCCGAGCUGAAGGCCCGCUUCCCCGACCUGGAGGUCAUCCAACCGGCGGCGGUGAAGCAACAGAAGCUGGAGAAGCCCAAGCUGGAGAUGUGCAUGAUCCGUUGGUUCAAGGACUUCGCCCUGGAGCGCCGCAUUGCGCACAUUGUGGCCUGCGUGGAGUCCGGCAAGUGGCCGGUCGACAGCAAGUACAGUGCCUUCGCCAGCUGCAAGGGAGUCACCGAUCUGAGCAUCGCUCUCCACGAAUCCAUUCCGCACCUGAGCAGCCUGGAGCGCCGCUCCACCACACCCGAUGUGAUCACCAUCACCACGGACCAGGGUGUGACCAAGCACCUCCAAGCUUCGCAGAUGCAGCAGGUGGCCAGUUCGGCGGCCGCUUCCUCCGGCGCAACCGGCUUGUCCCAGUCCCUAAGCCAAUCCAAGCCCGUGAGUGCUUCCACUCUACCGCUACUGGAUGCGAACAACAUCAAUGCUGCGGUGGCGGCUGCUGUGGCGGCAGCUGCGGCAGGUGGUAAUGCCACCUCGCUGUCCAGCCUGCUGCCUGGCAUGUCGCUGAGUGCGGCCACGGGCGCCUCGGCUGGAGGAGUUGGUGGCCUUAAUGUGCCCAGUGCCGGUUCCGGAUUGGGCAAGAAGCGUAAGCGUCACAUUGCCAUCGACGUGGAGACGGAGAGGGCCAAGCUACACGCCCUCCUCAACAGCUCCACAAUGGCCCCUAAAGACUGGGAAAGCGAGAUAGCUAACAUGGAGGCCCUGACUGGUGGAUCUUCUGGCCGGGGACGUGGAAGUGGCUCCUCAUCAGCCCUAUCCGGCAUGCAACCGCCACCCGCUCACCAACACGCCUCACUCUCCCGGCAAUCCUCUGGCCAGUUCAGCAAGCCAGCUGUGCCGGCCCUGAAAACGCCACCGCCCUCAAUGGGCGCACCCAUGGACUUGUCCUCAAGCUUGCCCAAGAUGAACAUGACGGAGAUGCUCAAGUCUGCUUCCAAUGCCGUGGCCAUCGACCUGAGCGAGGUGCAGGACUUCUCCAUGCCCUCCAAGAAAUCCAGCGUGCAUGCGGCCCUCAGCUCAGCCUUCCCCUCGAUGGGUAGCAAGAGCAAACUGGACGACACCCUCAACAAGCUAAUGAAAAAGAAUAAUUGCACCAUUGAAGAGCCUGUGAUUGGCAAGGAGAAGAAGCGCAAGAAGCUGGACGAGAUUGUGCUCGGGCUGUCAGCGGCCAAGGAGCAGAAGACCUUCCCGGAUCCAUCGUUGCCGUCUUCGAAGAAGCCGCAGAUUCCGCCCAGCGUCUCGGUGACGCCGGCCAAUCUGCAAUCCUCGUCCAGCCAACAGCAAUCGAACCAGAAACCCUUCACCAUCACUGUGACCACAGUGCCCGGAAAGUCCAAGGGCGCAUCGUCAAGCGGAGGAUCCGGCGCCGGAGGAAGCUCAUCGGCCAGCGGCGGCGGAGCAGCCGGCGGCAGCGGCCUGAGUGCCCUGCAGAACAUGGCCAUGGGCGGAUUGUCGUCCAAGGACAGUCUGAAUGCCCUUCUGGCCCAGACGAUGGCCACCGAUCCCCAGACGUUCCUCAAGCAACAACAAAAGAUGAUGCAGUUCCUGCCACCGGCCCAGAGGAAAGCCUACGAGAACAUGCUGGCCGAAAUGGAACAGGCCAUGAAGCUGAGCUCCAAAUACUCGGCCAACUCUCCGCACGACGUCAAGGUCAACAAGUGGCUGUCCGACAUGACCAGUCCUUUGGGCGACCAGCUGAGCAUUGAUUACGUCGGAGGGGGAGGAGCAGGAUCCAGCAGUGCCAACAGCCGGCGCUCCAAUCGCCAGCAGAGCAGCUCCUCCCAGCAAUCCCCCAGUGCCGCUCAGCUCCAGAAACAACAACAGCAACAACAACAGCAGCAACAGCAACAACAACAGCAGUCGAUGGCUGGCCCCCAGAAUCUCACUGGAGAGGAACCCGUUCCGGUGAUCAACAAGCAGACGGGCAAGCGUCUCGGCGGCAACAAGGCUCCGCAGCUCAAGCGGCUGAUGCAAUGGCUCACGGAGAAUCCCAACUAUGAAGUGGAUCCCAAGUGGCUGGAGCAGAUGCAGAACCCAAUGUCUGCCCCUUCGCCGAAGCCCAGCUCAAUGGAUAGUUAUGGUUCGUCGGCGGUUAAGUCGCACGGUGGCCGACCGUCGUCCAACUCCAGCAACGCCUCCUCCUCUUCGCACACGCAGCAACAACAGCCGAAUCCCGCGCAGUCGCCGGCCGGCAACUCUGGCAGCUCCAAGAAGUCAUCCCGUCAGCAGUCGGCUGCGGCUGCCGCCUUGGAUCAGGCUGCUCUGCAAUUCGGCUCUCUGGCCGGCCUGAAUCCCAACCUGCUGGCCAACCUGCCCGGACUAGGAGCAUUCGAUCCAAAGAAUCCACUGGCUGCCUUUGAUCCGAAGAAUCCGCUGCUCUCCAUGCCAUUUGGUGGAAUGCCCGGAAUGGCGAAUAUACCGGGGCUUGGAAACCUGAACAACAUGAAUCUGUUCGCCAGCUUGGCGGGCAUGGGAGGAUUGGGCAAUCUGGCCGGUAUGGACACCCAGUCGCUGGCAGCGCUGAUGGCUGCUGCCGGACCAUCGCUUGGAGGACUGACAGGCAGUUCCGGAGCGGCGGGAUCCAGCAAGAACCAAGGCCAGUCUGGCGGCGGCUCCUCCAACUCGUCCUCAUCGUCGGCGAGCAAAAAGAAGCAGCAGCAGCAACAGGCGCAACAGCAGGCCCAGAACGAAGCAGCUCAACUGGCAGCGGCCCUGAGCGCCAGCAGCGGAGGAUCAGGUGGUGGCUCGUCGGGAGGCGCCGGAGGAAAGAACUCUGCGCCGUCGGCUUCUCAACUGGCGGCAGGAUUCCCCUUCCUGUUCCCGAAUCCAUCGCUCCUUUACCCACCCAUGGGACUGGGCGGCUUGAACCCGUACUCCCUGGGAUCCAGUGGCCUCGGCUCCGCCUACGACCAGCUGGCCCAGCAGUACAACCUGCUGAACGGAGCCACUUCCUCCGCCUCCAACACGAGUUCCACGCAAUCAAAAUCGCAUCAGUCGCAGUCCAAGUCCAGCCAGUCGAGGAACGCCUCGGCUGCUGCCAAUUCGGCGGCCAGCCUGAUGAACGCCAUGGCCAGCAUGGGUGGAGCCAGCACAGCGACCACCCAGUCCUCGUCCGCCUCAGGAUCGGGUCGUGGCAGGCAGUCGAGCGGCAGGAGCCAGCCCCAAGUUACGCCCACGGCGGCGGACAUGGCCCAGCUGAGCAGCUUGCUCAUGCCGGGAGCAGAUCCUCUUCUGCUGGAGUCCCUGAGCCGAAUGAGCAAUAUGGAUUUGGCGCAGGCCACCAGAUUGAUGAGCUCCUUGGGCAUGCCACCGCUGCCGGGAACUUCCAGCUCGGCGUCCGGUGGUGGCGGCGGUGGAAGCACCUCCUCCAGCAGUGCCAGCAAGCGAAGCAGCAGCCAGUCUGCCAACGACCAGGCCAAGGAACACCAGAAGUGGCUCGAGAGUUUGGCCCGGGGAGCCCUGCCAACCGAUCUUGCCGCUCUGCAGGCCUUCUCGCAGGGCAAAAUGCCGUCCACAUCGUCCUCGAAUACGGCCACCUCGUCGUCGUCCUCCAGCAAGAGCGCCAAGUCCUCGGCUGCGGCGGCGGCGGCAGCAGCAGCGGCAGCUCAACUGCCUCAGAUACCAGGCAUGACCAGUGAUUUCUCGCAGGCCUUCUUGGCCGAAAUGGCUGCCCAAGCGAUGGCGGCCGCUGGAGGAUCACUGCCACUAAGCGGACCCGGCUCCCUGGCCAGUCUGGCCGGCCUAACAGGCGGAUCGGCUGGAGGCUCGAGCGGUGGUGCCAGCGGCGGUGGAAGCUCCUCAGGGAACAGCAGUUCAUCGAAGCGCCAGCGCGAACAGGAUGCCUUCAAGCAACAGAUGGACUACUACACCAAGACCUUGGGACUGGGAUCGGGUAUAUCACUGAUUCCCACAUCGGCCGGCGGAUCCUCAUCCUCUUCGGUGGCAGCGGCCUAUGCUGCCGCCUUGGACGCUGAACACCAGCAACAACAACAGCAGAAAUCGAAGCGGUCGCGCAGCGAAAUCCAUCCAACAAAAGAGGAACUGGCGGCUGCCGCCCUGGCAGCAGGACUACCCCUGAACCUGGGAGCCAGCAUGAGCAGCAUCGAGAAGAGCUUGAGAGGCGGAAGCAGCUCCAGCAGCAGUUCCACGCCAGCACCCAUGUCCGCGGAACAGGAUAAGGUUACGCUAACGCCAUUGAAUGCCUCCGGAUCGGGAUCGGGUUCAGGAUCUGCAUCCGGAUCGGGAUCAUCAGCGGCUGCAGCCGGCUUGGCGGCCAAUCUGCCGAGUCAGACGACCAUCACCAUUGCUCCUCCGAUCAGCAGUGGUGCCAGCACGAGCAGCGAGCGAUCGGAGCGCUCCGAGUCGCGCAUAUCGCUAACCAUCACCAAUGCAGCGGACGCGGCGAAGCUGCCCCCACCGUACGAGGAGGCGGACGAGCUGAUCAUUCAGCCCAUUCUCAAGAAGCCGGCGGCAUCCGGAAAUCCGGGUAGCAGCCACGGCGGCAGCGUUGAGGACUUGGACACGGCCGGAAACACUUCGGCGGCCAAUCUGAGUGGCUCCUCCAGUUCCUCCGCUGCAGCGGCGGCGGCUGCGGCUGCUGCUGCCGCCGCCGAGGAGAACCGUCGCUCCUCCAACAGGCUAAAGCGUCCGAGAUCUGGCAACGAACAGGGUAGUGUUUCCGCUGAAGGCCAGCCACCAGAGAAGCGGCGAGAGCUGAGAUCCACGCGACAUACACGCUCCUCGGCGGACGCCAAUAGCCUGAAUCUCUCGGCAGGAAGCGAAUCCGGAGCGGAGGAGCGGAAUGAAUGAGUAUUGCGCAGAUCCGAGCGACAGCGCUAGCAGGAUGACGCGGCUCCUCCGAAAGGCCGGAAGUUAGGAUCUGGACCAGGAGGAGCCAAUACUAAACAGGCGCCGCAACAACAAAAAGAGCAACAUCAACAACAACAAAAAAAACAACAACAAGAAGAUGAACCCAAGCAGAAGCAAAGAAUCAAGAGAAGGAAGACGAUGAUGAGCAAACAGAUGCAGACGAGGUCGAGACGAAAAUUAAAUGCUAGGCUAACUGUUACCACUAGAUCCCUUAAGCUUAAAGUUGUGUAAAUUAUAAGAGCAUAUAUAAACUAUAUAUAGAGGUUAGGAGCGGACUCAGGGUAGGGUGGGAUGUGGCGAUUGGCGAUCUUGUGGAGUGUGAUGCCUUCGGCCACCAACAGACACUGCUGCAACCCGUCUGUUGGUCCAACGGCAGAAGCUCCUCUAAUUCCAAUCGAAUUACUUAUUUAAGCUCCAACUGCUGCACAACUGGAGCAUGAGUAGGUAUUCCAUAUUCCACCUUAAACUGACUGCUUAAAAAUAUUCAUACAGUUACGGAACAUGAUUAAAAAGCGCUUAUAAUUUAAUUGUAACGAGAGAAGCGAAUGCUGCUGCAUAAAGAUUAUCCGUUUAAAUUAUUGCAACCACACACACACACACACCCACACACACAUAAUUUAUAAGCGACUAUACACACAACACCACACAACAGGCACACAUAAUUAUAGUUGAGAUACAAAAAUAAGAGACACAGAUACUUGGGUUUCCUGCGCUGUCCUCACACACAUGCAAAAGUCUCUAUAUAUACGAUACCUGUACAUAAUUUAUGACCUAUGACCUAUGACCCCAUAUGAAAAUGGCUCUCGCAUUGCUUAAACAUUUUAAAUAUCGUAAGACACAACCGUGUAUUCUCAUGGCCGAAUCAUUCAAUCCACACACUCCACUUACAUUAAUCCCCCCAAACUCCCUCACUAUUUUGUAUUGUAUACUGUACUCUCUACUCUUUGUGUGUAAUUUUUCGAUUAUUUUAAUUUUGUAAUUAGUGAAAGGAAUGGAAAUAAGGACGAAGUGGAUCGGAUUCGGAUUUGGAGAAAUGGAUAGAAGAGAAGCUUCGUUCGUGUGUAGAUUUUAAUUUUUUGUAAUUGUAAUUUGUAUUCGUAUGUUUUUUUAAACAAAUCGCAUCUUUGUGUAACCCAACAAAAAACAUAAAACUAAAAAAAAAUUAUGAUUAAUGAGAAAAUGAAAGAAAAAUCAACAAAAUCAUCAUCCCCCCCUUAAGCAGACGAUCAGGCGCGCAACUAACGAAUGAAAAAAAAAAACAAAAAAACGUUUAUUGAAAAAUAGAAUUUUUUAAUUAAAUCAAUUUUAAUGUAAUUGAAUAACAAGGAGAAUGUGAAACUUGCACGUUUGAUGAUAAGGUAUAUGAUCGGUAAUUAGCGCAUAAUGCAUAAUUACUCGAAUGGGUAAAUAAAAAACCAAUUAUGGAUUUAUUUUGUUCGCUCUUUGUACGAAACCGAUGGAUUCUGAUGAAACGUAAACAAAAAUGAAUGAAACGCAAAAACGCAAACAACCAACAUAUAUUGCAUACUUAAAUUUUAAGUAAAAAUCGUAAUUAAAAUUAUAAUAUAACAGCAGAACAACAAAAAGCAACAACAACCAGAAGAAGCAACUACAGCAACAAGUAACAACCAAGCAUCAACUAUUGAUAUUGAUGAUAAAUAAACAUAAAAAAUAAAUUUCAAAAAUUAAAA